UCGGCCUCUUUUUCCUCGGACAGUCCGCGGGACACUGCGGACUUGGUUGCGGCUCGCCGCGUAAUUUCUUGAUUUAGAGCCUACUUCGGCCGCUGUCCCAUCGAUAUGAGCAGUUCGCCGGUCUGCUGCUCCCCUGAACUGUUGCUUUUUGGUCGCACCGGCAACCGACGGCCUCGAACUCUGGCGCCCUGAACGGAACGAAGCACCCAUUGAACCAUCGAUCCGAAGCCAUGGCUUCCCACUCCCCAGAGUACUCGGACGACGAGUUCGACUUUGACGAGGAAUACUUCUCUCGCACGUAUCAGCCGCUCUCGAAUCUGCCAACCCCGCCGCCCUCGUCGCGAGAAUCGUUGGCCGACCAGAGCCCGCAUGCCCUUCUGGAAGAUGGAGGGCUGCUAGACUCGGCCCUGCUGGGCCCAGCUAUCCACCUGGUCAAUCUCGUCCCUCCUGCGGCAUCUCUCGCAGUGCCGUCUGUUCCGCUUGUCCACGAGAUGCUCGUCCGCUCGAAUCUCUCCAUGGACGCCAUUGCCUUGGCCGUGUGCAUCUUGGACUCGCUGAACUCCAAGUUCUCGCUAAACUGGCGGCUGCUCUGCCCUCUGGCGCAGCACGAGCCCGUAAACGAGAUCACCAAGCGGCACACGAUCCAAGCCAGGCCCGCGGGCACCACCCAGCUUCACAUCGACUCGGUCAACCCGGAGGUGAUCAUCCUCGCUGCGCUCAUCAUCGCCUCCAAGUUCCUGGCGGACUGCCAGGAGCCGACCAACUACUACCGGUCGGCGUGGGGGCAGAAUAUGUGGACAUGCGACCAGAUCAACGUGACGGAGAGGUGCAUCAUGGAGAGCCUGGGCUAUCGGAUUCUGCCGCUGUGGGAUCCGGUGCUGAUCGCCGACGCCGUCAACGACAUGCAACGUGCGGCAAAGCAGGCGGCACGCCGGCCGCAGCCCAGAAGUGGGGAGGCGCACAAGCGGUCCGCGAGCUCGGCCGUGGUGCUCUCGGGUCCCUGUCUCCCCUUGACGCCGGCAGAAACGCCUGUGUUGGAGGACGGCCCGACGCUUACCCCUGUGCGUGAAGCUGCGGGGGCUGGAUUCGGCGGCGAAGGUCUUGUCCCGGUCGAUGCCUCGAUGCUGGACUCGCAACAAUGCGCGAAGCGGAAGACGAUCCCUGCAGCCGAUUGAGAAGAUUGGCUGUCUCGGAUGGGCAUGGAGCAAUGACAUCGCUUUCCGCGAAUUCGGAACACACCUUUGGGUUUACGGGCGAGCUUGGAAGGGAUUGGGCGGCAUCGCCAGACAAAAGGGGCAGGGAAUGGGAAUCAAGAACAGCAUGGGAUACGAACACGAAUAUGGCAACCGGCCCUACGGCUUUUGGCUCGGCGCACUGGGGUUAUUUCUCGGCAGCAACA
Thermothielavioides terrestris NRRL 8126 is the source of this 1399-nucleotide messenger RNA. RefSeq lists its product as uncharacterized. The record is from RefSeq and is a predicted model, not a curated record. The coding region runs from base 231 to 1175 and encodes 314 amino acids. The transcript has 2 exons. NCBI's taxonomy places the organism in Eukaryota, Fungi, Ascomycota, Sordariomycetes, Sordariales, Chaetomiaceae.